Molecule: messenger RNA, 2226 nt
Organism: Pongo pygmaeus (Bornean orangutan)
Lineage: Eukaryota; Metazoa; Chordata; Mammalia; Primates; Hominidae
Gene: H2AC1
Product: H2A clustered histone 1
Exons: 1
Coding region: 28-423 (131 amino acids)
Cellular component (GO): nucleosome
Molecular function (GO): structural constituent of chromatin; DNA binding; protein heterodimerization activity
Source: RefSeq, a predicted model, not a curated record
UCCAUUGCUGUAAUUUAGUGUGAGGAGAUGUCGGGACGAGGGAAGCAGGGUGGAAAAGCCCGCGCCAAAGCUAAGUCCCGCUCUUCUAGAGCGGGCUUGCAGUUUCCCGUAGGUCGGAUCCAUCGUCUGCUUCGUAAAGGAAACUAUGCAGAGCGGAUAGGGGCAGGCGCACCAGUGUACUUGGCGGCAGUGUUAGAGUAUCUGACAGCAGAAAUCCUUGAACUGGCUGGCAAUGCUUCUCGCGAUAACAAGAAAACUCGCAUUAUUCCCCGCCACCUGCAGCUAGCUAUCCGCAAUGAUGAGGAACUCAAUAAGCUUUUGGGCGGCGUGACCAUUGCCCAGGGCGGAGUCUUGCCCAACAUUCAGGCAGUGCUGCUGCCCAAGAAGACUGAGAGUCACCACCAUAAAGCCCAAAGCAAGUAACUUCGGGUUGUCAUUGAUAAUGACGUGUCACAAAAAACAAAAGGCUCUUUUCAGAGCCACCUACCGUCUCAGAAAAGGCUGUACAUUACAAAAUGUUACUGCUGUUAGGCAGCCAUCUUACGUGCCUGUCAGAAGUAAUGCCCGUUUAAGCGCAUUUCGGGAAUGUACGGGGACUGAAUUUUCAAGGAGCGUUGCAUCGACCAUUAGUUUGAAGUAGUUUUGGUUAUAUAUGUCACUGGGCGAGGUGGUUUAACGCUUGUGAGCUGUCAAUACUUGGCAGUUGUGGAGGUUGGAGCGGGAGGGUCGUUUAAGCCCGGGGCUUAACUGUUAACAUAAUUGCGACCCUGUCCCCAUAGAAACUAGCCGGGCCUGGUGGUGCAGGCCUGUGGUUUCAGCUGCUCGGGAGGCUGCGGUGGGAGGGUUGUUCAUGAGUCCGGGAGGCGAAAGUUACAGUGAACGAAGAUUGCUCCACUGCACUCCAGUCUGGGUGACAUGAGCGAGACUGUAUCUCAAACUGGAGUUACGUAUGUCAGUUAUGUUAAGGGUUACACAUGGAAGUGAAAAUUGCAUUACAAGCAGGAGAGGGGUAAUCUUCCAGUUUAAAUCCAGGCAACAUCAGUCUGGCUGGUUAAAGUACAUUUUAGAGAAUUUCCUUUCAAAUAUGGUAGUUUCACGAAACAUUCAUAAUUAAAUGUGGCAUGUAAGUAAGUUAAAAUUUGGGUAAACGUAUGUUUGAUACCUGUGGCUUCACGUACUUUGUAAAGAGUAAUAGAAUUAUUUCUUAAAAUGUAAGUAAAAUAUGUUUAAAAGCCUUACACCAUAUGUGAUGGUGAGAUACUAGUGUCAGACUCAGGCAGGAAUGGGACUAGAAGGCCUAACAUAAUUUGAAGUUUAGAAAUUUGGAACAGUAUAUGCUUCAAAAGUUUUGACUGUUGAAAAGAGGCAAAAUAGUUUGUUGAUCUGUGUUUGUAGUUUGUGCUGUAAACACCAAGAGAAAGUGAAAAACAAAACCCAUUCAGUAACACUGGCAAAUAACUAAAUUAAAAAUUACUGUACGAUAUUCAACAGCUGACCUUACCUCGAAAAAAAAAACUCAUUUGGUUACAAAAAAAAAAAAAACUGCUAAACACUUGAUAUCUACACAUAAUAAGGCGUGUAUAGAAAGAGGUAAAGUUCUGUAAAAUAAAACAUGCCGAGUAAGGACAAUCAAGUUACAAAAGUCAGUCAUCCCUUGAAUUAACCUGCAUACAUAGUAAGUAAGGGAUGCAAUUAGGGAAGGCAAAAACUGAAGACAUUUCUGAAAACAGAAAUGGCAACUAUAUGUUGAAUAAAACUGGGUAAUAUUUAGAACAUGGCAAAUGUGAAACUUAAAAUCAGGAUAUAAGACAAAUCUAAACAGAUGAAUUCCAAGUAAUUAAUGUAGAUUCUUUGUCAAGGAAGUGGCACUUAACUUCCCAGACUUGCCAAGGCAGAGGAGGAGGGACUUGACUUUAUAGAAGAGAACCUGUGUAUUCUUCUAUUCCAAAUGCACUACAUAAUACUUUUAUUUCCAUCUCUAAUGCAAUCCUAUUAAAAUUGCAUUAAACUAAAUGUUUAGAUAGAAUAAAAUAUAUUAAAAAAUUAUUAAUACAUGUUAAAGGAGACAUGCCCCUUGAUUUUUCAAAACAAUUUACUUGCAGAAGUUUCUGAUUCUUCUUUUUUUGGAGCCAGAGUCUCCCUCUAUCACCCAGGCUGGAGUGCAGUGGCACGAUCUCGGCUCAUUGCAACCUCCGGCUUCCGGGUUCAAGUGAUUCUCCUACCUCA